UAGUACUCCAUUUGUAAUCGCGAAUUUUUCUUUAAAACCUCUUGUAACUCACUCAUGAUUAUUUAUUAACGUCUUUGUGGCCACAGGUUUUUUAUUUUACAGACCAUGAUGAGUGACGACGAUCGCGAUAUAGACAUUGAAAGUGAUGCGGAAAAUGAUUCGGAUUCUAGGACUCAUGCAAGGAAUAACCUCGGUGGAGGUGGCUAUUACUCUCAGGCAGACAAAAGGGCACACCACAAUGCAUUAGAAAGGAAAAGAAGAGAUCACAUCAAGGACAGUUUCACAUCUCUGAGGGAAUCCGUACCUGCCCUACAAAAUGAAAAAGUGACACAGGCAAGUCGGGCGCAAAUCUUAAAAAAGGCUGCAGAGUACAUCCAGUUUAUGAGGCGGAAAAAUAACUCGCACCAGCAAGAUAUUGAUGAUUUAAAACGGCAGAACAACUUACUAGAGGCCCAAAUACGAGCAUUAGAAAAAGCACGAGCAACAGGAAACUACAUGGAUGCCCAUGAGUUGGGACUUGGCAUCAAAUCUGAGGGCAGUUCACAUGACACAGACAGUUCUGACGGGGAGGGCACCACUCGUCGCGUAAAGAAGCUCAAGAUCAAUGGUGUCAAUGUGUAAUUUCAAUCGAUCAACCCUUCGAUUUGGUUCUAUCUUAGUGAGGUUAUAAUUUUUUGGACAAUUUUCUCUUUUGCUCUUUGCCAAAAAACCCUAUUUUCAACCACAAAAGUUUUGCCAGCAUGUUUGUCGUCACAAUUUGAAGUCAAGUUGUAACCAAUUUUAAAUUUGUAUAAUAACCCUUCAUUUUGGAUGACAAAUAUGUUUUAUUUCAUUCAAUAUUCUUUGUGUGUUCUGUAGAUACUACCUGUUUUAUGAUUUGCCUCCUUGAUGCAAAUUGUCCUUAAUUGUUCUUUAUUUUUAAGUUAAUGUAAGAUGGUUUAAUUGAUAUUAAAUUUUCUUAGAUUCUUUGUUAUGCAAAAAUUUUAUGGGAGUAAAAAUCUAAUUAUUUUCAUUCUAAAUAUUUAAAAAACAAAAUAAAAUAUAUAUUUUGUUUUCUUAGCAUACCAAUUUGGUGUGUUUUUAACUUUGUGCUAGAAAAUUAAUUAUCAAUUAAGCUAAUACAUAGUUAUAAGUCUAGUCUUCUUGAACAACCUGGUUUGCUGUCUGGCUAAAAUAAUCGCUGCCUGCUGCUGUAUUUCCUGAACACUAUAAUCCGGGCGUUUUCAAGGCGAGAGUGAAUAGGCACUUGCAGGGCAGAUAUGUACCAUCUUAGACUGCAUCUCACUUAACACCAGGUGCGAUUGCGGUCAAAUACUUGCCUUGUCUAGCAUAAAAAUAAACUGCGUAACUAUCGCUACUUUUACUCAAAUGUACUGACAUAACAAAAUAGACAUAACUUCAAAAUUGAAAAAUAAACUGGGAGACUUGUUCAA
Ostrinia furnacalis (Asian corn borer) is the source of this 1433-nucleotide messenger RNA. It is a transcript of the gene Max, whose product is annotated as MYC associated factor X. The transcript has 5 exons. The coding region runs from base 106 to 621 and encodes 171 amino acids. Lineage: Eukaryota; Metazoa; Arthropoda; Insecta; Lepidoptera; Crambidae. Gene Ontology annotation, molecular function: protein dimerization activity; DNA-binding transcription factor activity. The record is from RefSeq and is a predicted model, not a curated record. Gene Ontology annotation, biological process: positive regulation of transcription by RNA polymerase II. Gene Ontology annotation, cellular component: RNA polymerase II transcription regulator complex.